Molecule: messenger RNA, 2728 nt
Organism: Marchantia polymorpha subsp. ruderalis
Lineage: Eukaryota; Viridiplantae; Streptophyta; Marchantiopsida; Marchantiales; Marchantiaceae
Source: the annotation of a GenBank genome assembly
AACUCCUGUUCCAGUACAUCCUAAAGAGGGUGCCAGCCAAGGUGGCGAUUUCCGUGAUAUUUAUAGAGUUGAAUAGAGCACCUUCCAACUUUGGGUCGUCUGGUAGUAUAGAUUCUAGACCAAUCUUCGAAAACUUACCCCGCCCUCACUUUUACUUCGCUGCGUCAUGUGACGUUGCUAUUGACCGUUCCACCAAUGCAUGGGUUGUCCCGGUUUUUUGUGUGUGUGCGCCUCUUUGGACAAUUGCAUCCCAAACUGGGCACUGGAUUUUGACCCUCACACCAACUCAGAUGCAAGCCGGUUCUGAGAGCGCGGGACGAACAUGAUCGUUCAUUCACGCAGGGAACUACAGAGCGAGUGUCUCGGCCAAUGGAAGUGUGGACAAGCCGAACACACGGACACAGGACUGGGUGCAGGGUUCCAACGGGGCGAGGUCCUGAACUCGCAGCCCUGAAGAUGCGGACCCAUCGUUCUAUGAACCACUUUAUGUCCUAGGAUGUGCUCCGAUGAUCAAGAAAACAACAUCCACAGUAGUGCGUACAGUGGAACCAUGAAACACCGACUCUGCGGGACGAAGGAGGGUUUAAUUUCGGGGAGUGAAAAAGCGCGAUGGCCACUCCACAUAAGAUACUGUGCCCAGCGCUCACUAGAAAAGGUGACCCACUCUGUAGCGUGUCUUGGAAUCUAAUGGUUUCGGCCUAACGAGCGCGACUAUGCGCAGCCCAUGAGCCGUCGGGUCAGCUUUUGGAGAAAUCGGCCGACUGAAAUUAUGUUGCGUUCAGAUAAUUCACCUCCGGCCCGGAUAGGAAGCAGAAUAGGCAGGAAUGAUGUUACAGAAUGGGGGAGAGAGAGAGACAGAGGGAAAAAAGGCAUAUCGGGUCAGCAGGGGAGAGAGAGAGAGAGAGAGAGAGAGAGAGAUUUUUCAGGGCAGGGGCAGUGCAGUGCAACGCUGCAAUCGGUACGUCGCUGGCUAGCUGGGUGGCUGGCUCACGAACGAGAACGAGGACGUAGUUAUGUCAACCUAGGCCCAUUAGCAGGGGGCUCCAGACUAGGACCAGAGUCCAGGUAUAUAUGCGAGCUCUGGAGCCCGACGAGGCGUGGCGCAAGGUUGUUGGGAAAGACUAUCCUGAUCGACUUUUCGGGCGCGAGAUAAAAGCAAAAGACGCCGCAGCGCGAAUGGGAAUGGCGAAAGUGGUUGUGGCCUGCGUGCUCUGGCUCCGGAGGGCGCCCCGGUUCCCGACGUGGUUAUAGCUGCCCCUUUUGCAACGUGGUAGGUCUAAAUGCGCAACCUUGUACAAUCGAGUGGUGCAGAUAUUCUGGCUCACGUGGUUUGCCUCGCCCUCGGCCUCGGCCUCGCCUACGGCCGCCCGGCCUCGUUCGUUGCAGAUCAGACUCGCUGUCUGGAUCAGGUGGCGUUCGAGUCGGGGCCUCGGGGCGACGAGGAGCGUGGCCGAUGAAUUCUCUCGCAGCCGAGAGCGGAUUCGAAUUUGAAUCCGGAGGCCGGAGGGCAGCAGGCAUGAGCUUGCCCCAUGAAUCUAUGGGGGAAAAAGGAAUCAUAAAAGCUCUGGAUUUGGCAGUUGACCUGCAGUCAACAAGAAACAUAAGAGAAUUUCGGGUUGAUUUUCUCGACCGAAGUGAAUCCAAUCAUCCUCGAGUAGAAAAGGAGGAAAGAUUUAGCGUUUAUGGGGGGAACAUCUGUCGUAUCGGCCGAAAAGGGAGGAGCUCCAUCGAAGGAAGCUCGGAAGGCAGGCCGGCAGGAGGGAUCGCAGGGCGGUGAAGGGCAGACGGGCGGGCGGGCGGGGGGCCGUGGGCGGGCGAGUGAAAGGCGAAGCUUUCGUCCGCGAAACGCUGCGCGGUAGGCAUCUGGAAAAGGGGCCCUUUCGAGCAGAAAGACGAGGAGUAUCUUCGGGCUCUUUGGCCCGCGUAGGCUCUAGACCUACCUCACACCAGCAUGGCAUGCUUUGACCCGCAGCGACAUGUCCAGGUAAUGCUGGACCCAUGCUGCUGCCAUGCUGGUGGUGCCAUGGAAUGGACUGAAGGCGCCUUCUGUUGACCUAUUGGCAAGACUAUGCGAUCUCCGAAAAGCAGCUAAAGCUGGCGUGGUUUUGAUUCCUCCUACGCGAAUCAAAGGGUCUUGCGGGUGGCAGCCAUAGCAGCGUUCCUUUAUGCUUCUGCUUCUGCUGAUCAGGAGUAAAUUAUGUCUUGCGCUCUGUGUGCAAGGCAGUGUGGAGCUGUAGGUUGACCCGAGACUAGUGUGAAAAUUGUCAGAAAAAGUCGAUUCAGCGAUUCCUCUUCGAUCUUUUAGAAGGCUUUUGGAGCUGGAGCGAGGGGUCUAUGAAGCGAAAUGUUCUCUCUUUUGGCCGCUUGCUCUGGUCUGGUUUUGUCGUGCAUAUCAUACCUUCCAAAUCUGCCAAGAAAUCGGCAGAAAAGCACGAGGAUGAGCAAGAUAUCGUAACGAACUCGAGCUUCUUCCUCCUAACACUACCCGAUUGAACUCCUAAGAUGCAGAUCAAGGUUGGUUUCAAAUCAUCAUCUCCAUGUUCUACCGGUAUAUCACUUGAGUAGGGUUCGAUUGUGGUGGGGCUUCUGCAGCCUACACCCAAUCUUCAUCGCCCGCCUCGGUCAAACAUUAUUAUUAUAUUCGUCGCAGAUAUCAUACUUGAUACAUAUAGCUCAUUUGAUCCCCGAGAAUUAAUGACAUUCUCAUGAGAUUUUUUGGCUCAUUAUU